Messenger RNA from Brassicogethes aeneus, 2112 nucleotides. The record is from the annotation of a GenBank genome assembly. Lineage: Eukaryota; Metazoa; Arthropoda; Insecta; Coleoptera; Nitidulidae.
GCCAUUUACCCAUAUUGCAAAUGUUACGUUGGUUUAAUGUAUAAAAACAUACAAAAUACGUGGCUGCUAUAUAAGAAUAUUGACCAAAACAAAAAAGUUAUCAAUAAACAAAUCUCUAGGCGAUCACAGAGCGAACAGCACAUCCGCGAGCAAAGUGCAGGUCUUGGAAGGGAUACCCACUACAAGGCUGAAAAGUCCAACAGUCCUCUUACCAGUCGGUCAUAGCGACCUGGUGAAUUCACAACAUAAAACUAAACCUCAUAACGCAAGAAAACCAUCACUCAAAAUCAGUUUUAAGUUACUGUUAUCCUGGAGAACUACAUUAACGCAGGCAUGGAGAAAGAAAUGCCGGAAUCUAUGGCCACUGUUACCAUUAAACCGGAUUAUGCACCCUCUGAGGCUUACUCUUCAGAACCACCACCGGCAUACAUGAAACCCAAAAGUGUAUCUGUGCAAGUUGCUAAAAUUGUCGCAGUUACCGUAGUCCUUUGUUCAGUAGUUCUUGGCAGCUUCCUGCUAGCUUCUGCUUACGUAACAGCUAACGCUUCCUGUAGGCAGCUGGAGCAGGAACUUGAACUUCUUAGGGAAGUUAGUGACAGAUACCAAUCAUCACAGCCUCUACAGCCUGAGGCCCUUAUAGCUGAACAACCCAUAAGCAAAUCCCAAUCCGAACCUCUUCAAACCGAAGAAUCAAAAAAAUCCACCAAAGAAAUUGUCAACAACAACAUUGACAAUGACGAUAACUCUUUAGAAAGUUCCGAUAGUUCCGAUGAAUCUGACAACUCCUAUGAAAACAACGACGAUGAAAAGAUUCGUUUCAAACUUCCACUUCAACUGGACUUCGAUGAUUUAGCUGGUGCUCUUAUCGAUCGAAACCAAAAAUCCAGAAUGAAUUGCGUUGUUGAAAAGAAACGCGCAGAAGAGCUUGUAGACCACCAAUCAAAGACUGUAAGAUUACCAUUUGGAGUUAAUUUGACGACUGAUCCUAGAUUGGAGCGCAUUAGUGGAGAACGUAUGGCUAUUUUCUGCGAAAGUGGACAUUUUCAAAGUGCACAACCACAACCUCAACCUCAAACUAAUGAAGAUAAUGACGAUGAAGAUGAACAAGAUACUAUUAUGAUUCAACCAGUAAUGAUCCCAAUUCCACAUAGUCACUACCCCACACAUAUGCCCCAGCAAAUGGCAUCAAUGCCUCAGCAGCAACAACCACAAAUUCAAUUUAUUCAUCCAAUGGAGACUAUGAAACCACCUAUGCCACCAAUGAUGCAACAACAAAACCAAAUCCCACAACAAAAUCAAAUGCCACCAAACCCAGUUAUACAACACAUCAUCCAACAAAUUAUCGCCCAAAAGAUCAUGGAAAGUCAAAGAGCACAAGUUGAACAACAAAACCAAGAAUCUUCCCAGGCUGAAGUAGAACGUAUGCCACCACGUAUGCAAACCGAAGGUAUGAUGGGAAGACUUCCAAUCCCAGAAGAAGUUUUAUCCCAACUUAACAGACUUCCAAACCGUGAAGGUAUUGUUGUAGUUUCUGAACAAGAACCAGAAGACAAUCCACAAGAACUUCAAGUUAUACAACACCAAAGAACAUCUCCAGAAGGCAUGAAUGGAAGACAAACCUACGCCAGAGGACUUCCAGUUGAUAUUCCAGUACCAAUGAUGCAACAAGAACAAGAACAGGAACAGAAAGCUGCUCCCUCCGAAGAAACCAGACCUCACUAUGUACAACCAAGGUCUGUCAGAUCUGUGGAUGCUCUUCUUCCUAAGAACACAAAACGAGUAAAACGUUGUGCUUGCGACUGCUCUUGCUAAAUUUAUAAUGACUAGCAUUUUUAUGUACCAACUAUUAUACUUAAAUAACUAAUAAACACGUUAUUAAUUUUAAAGCACUGCAUUUUACUAAUAAAUAUUAAAAUUAUUUUAUGUAAAUAUCAAUAUUAGAUUUUUAUGAUUGGCUAACUGAUAGCUUAAUGGUUAUCUAAUUUCUCUAAUGUCUUAGAUUUUAAAUGUAAAUAGUUUGUAGCCUAUAACUUCUUAUUUGGCCUUUUGACUAUUGUGAUAGAUUUAAUUUUGUAUAAUACAAAGUUUUAAAUAAACUAAAUUUAUUUUCAA